Agrilus planipennis (emerald ash borer) is the source of this 1118-nucleotide messenger RNA. RefSeq names its product C-factor. Bases 228 to 974 code for a protein of 248 amino acids. The record is from RefSeq and is a predicted model, not a curated record. NCBI's taxonomy places the organism in Eukaryota, Metazoa, Arthropoda, Insecta, Coleoptera, Buprestidae. The transcript is spliced from 5 exons.
ACAAAAUCAAACCGUUAGCAUAUGUUAUUUAAAUUAGUCCAUAAAUAACCGAGUCCGUCGCAUUAAUUAAAGUUUUUACAACUACGCAUGCUUCCAGUAACGAUAGAUAAGAAAAUCGCGUAAACAAAUAAGUCUCUAAAACUUUAUAUUAUUUAUAUUUUAUAUUAUUCCGUUAUCAUUCACAAUUGGUUCGUUGCUCAUUUUGAAAAGUCAUCCUCAUUGGAAUAAUGAUUAAAUCAAUUUUAAUUACCGGCUCCAAUCGGGGACUGGGACUCGGGUUAGUGAAACAAUUGUUGAGCAUUCCAAAUCCACCUGACAAGAUAAUAGCGACAUGCAGAAAUUUAGAAAACGCCAAGGAGUUGCGUGAAAUAGCCAAUAAGCAUAAAAACGUUCAUAUUUUACUAUUAGAUGUUACAGAUUUCAACUCCUAUGACGAUUUUAAGCGUAAACUUGAAAAUAUUUUGCAAGAUGAUGGCUUAAAUGUUCUAUUCAAUAAUGCUGGCACUUACCCCAGGGUGACUAAAUUAGAGUUGCUCAAUUCGUCGCACCUUGUGAACGCCUUUGUGACGAACACUGUGGCACCAAUAAUGUUAACAAAGACUCUAGUACCAUUAUUGAAAACUGCAGCUCAAAAAAACAGUGACAAACCCAUCGGCAGUGAAAGGGCAGCCAUUAUAAAUAUGUCUUCCAUAUUAGCAUCAAUUUCAGAAAACAGUUCGGAAGGCCUGUACCCUUACAAAUGUUCCAAGGCUGCUCUUAACAUGGCUACAAAAACUUUAUCAAUCGAAUUAAAGGAAGAUAACAUAAUGGCCAUUUGCCUUCAUCCGGGAUGGGUGAAAACAGACAUGGGUGGACCCAAUGCACGCUUAGAUAUUGAACCAAGCGUUAAAGGUAUUGUUGACCUUAUUCUGUCUGUCAAUAGUGAACACAACGGAGGGUUUUACCAAUACGAUGGUAAGCAAUUACCAUGGUAAAAGAAAUAAAGAAUUAAUUAAGUACGUGAUCUUUUUCAUGAUGCAUAAGUGUUAAGAAAUUUAGCUCCAAGUUCAAAUGAACAAAGAUGUUUCUUUUUUUUUGUAAUAAUUGUCCUUAAUAAAUAAACUUUAAGUUGUCAUUAG